Messenger RNA from Cimex lectularius (bed bug), 1791 nucleotides. It is a transcript of the gene Rgk3, whose product is annotated as GTP-binding protein GEM. Gene Ontology annotation, molecular function: GTPase activity; GTP binding; calcium channel regulator activity. The transcript has 5 exons. NCBI's taxonomy places the organism in Eukaryota, Metazoa, Arthropoda, Insecta, Hemiptera, Cimicidae. Bases 342 to 908 code for a protein of 188 amino acids. Gene Ontology annotation, cellular component: plasma membrane. The record is from RefSeq and is a predicted model, not a curated record.
GCGACGAAGUAGUGGGAAGCCUGAGCAGGAAGGGCUCCUCGAGGAGGUCGACGACACACAGGAAGUCCACGGCUUUCCUGGACGUGCCGCCCCAGCAGAUAUGCGAUCCUGAUGAAGACGAGGACAGCCUGAGGAUACGAUCCUUCACAUUCGCCAACAAAGGGACCGGAAUAAUCAACAGAGGCGAUUCCUUCAGGAAGAAAAGAUCGAGAUCAAACAGCCUCGCUGGAACUCCACCUCCACAGAACCUCAGCCCAGUGCCGUCUCCUGAGCCCGUCAGCUACAGGGUAGCCACUCUCGGCCUUCCAGGAGUCGGAAAAACAGCACUAGUAUCACAGUUUAUGACUUCUGAAUGCAUCAAUGCUUACGACAGGCAAAAAGAUGAGCCCAGCCAGCAGUCGGUUCAUGUCAUGCUGAAUGGGGAAGAGUCUGAGUUGAAAUUUAUCACAGAUGCUGAGUGUGAAGGCGAUGAAGGUCCUGCGGAUCUUUACCUCGUCAUGUAUUCCUGUGUCGACAAAGCAUCUUUCCAAAAAGCUGAAGAGCUUCUCAACAAACUUCAGCACGGGCUUCUAACAAGGAACAAGCCCAUCAUACUCGUCGCGAAUAAAGUCGACUUGGCCAGGAGCCGUGCAGUGUCUUCGCAAGAUGGCAAAUGCCUCGCUUGUACAUACGGGGCGAAAUUUAUCGAAGUGUCUGUUGGCAUUAACCAUAACGUCGACGAACUGCUUGUCGGCAUCCUCACACAGAUAAGGCUUAAGGAGUCUUACAAAGGUAAGGAGACGACGAGGCACUGGUACAAUAACCAUGGGAUGCUUCGCGCUUCGCUUAAAGCCCGCCAGAUGAUAACGUGGAUCUUUGGAAAAGAAGAUUCCAAGUUCAAAAACUGCGAGAAUUUGCAUGUCAUAUAACUGCAUAAAACCAUUUCCAUUAUUGAACCUUCAUUCUCUCCCCCUUCCUUCCUGGAUGUGUCAAAUUACAACUGUAGGCUUUUAAAGUUCUGCCAACUUGUGCGUAAUUUUCAUUUACAAAAAACAAAUUUGUAUAAGUUUUCAUUAUUUGGCAUUUAUAAUGCCUCAUAAAAUUGAAGACUUAUGGAUAAACUAUAUCAUUUCCCCCUCCCCCACCGUUAAAACCAAGUUAAAAGAAAUUUGUGAUAAUUUAUUUUUUAAUAAAAACAGGGUAAAAUAAAUAAAAAUCCAUGGUCCCUACAGUUAAAAAAAAAGUAAUUCACAUUACUUACGCAAUUAUAUUUUAGUUAGAUAAGUUUAAAAGAGUAUAUACUUUGUAAGAUGUAUUUUUAUAUAAAAAAAAGAAUUUGCUUUCCCAUUAACAUAACUUUUACCGGGACCAUAUUUCUAACAAUGUUUGUCUAAAAUCAUCCAACAUCUUCCUUAAAGAAAAGAUCAAAAUUAUAUUUCGUAGUAUUAGUAAUAAGUCAACAAAAACUAAAUGUGCUUCCCUAUAAACUAAAUGUUUAACAUAUAAAAACCGGUCAACUUUUGUACAUAAUAAUUUGAUGGAGUGAUAUACUAUAUAAAAAACUGGUUUACUAUUUGAUGUAUAUUCUUUAUAAACGAUUGUUUUAAUUUUUUCAAUUGUUUAAGUUAUUGUUAAAUAUUUAAUUGAUUAUAACAAAUAAUAAUAUUGUUGGUUGAGCGUUCAGGUUAAGUAAAAGUCUAAAGAGAAUGAAACGAUGUAUACAAUUAUAUAACAAGGCUGUAAAAUAAUUAAACGUGUUGUCUUUCUGCUUAAAAAUUUGUUGUUUUGAAGAAACUAUUUUUAAAUAAAAAA